This is a messenger RNA of Nicotiana attenuata, 771 nucleotides long. RefSeq lists its product as uncharacterized. Bases 1 to 771 code for a protein of 256 amino acids. The record is from RefSeq and is a predicted model, not a curated record. NCBI's taxonomy places the organism in Eukaryota, Viridiplantae, Streptophyta, Magnoliopsida, Solanales, Solanaceae. The transcript has a single exon.
AUGGACCUCUUAUCUGAGUUCCAUUGUUCUAAUGUCUCUUCAGUGGUGGCUCCUCUUGACCCUCAUGUUAAAUUGUCUGCUGAGCUUGGUGAGCUUUUGCCUGAUCCCUCUCUUUAUAGGAGGCUUGUGGGUAAGCUAAAUUAUCUUCAGCACAGACCUGAUUUGUCUUUUACAGUCCAGCAUUUAAGCCAAUUCAUGUCUUCCCCAAGAGUUCCCCAUUUGAAUGUUGUUUUACAUGUCUUACGAUAUUUGUCUAGUACUAGCACUUUGGGGUUAUUGUUUUCUGCUGGUUCUCCAUUUUCUCUCCAAAGUUAUUGUGACUCUGAUUGGGCGAGUUGUGCUGAUUCGAGGAGGUCAGUUAGUGGUUUUAUUCUGUUUCUUGGUGACUGUCCUGUCUCUUGGAAGUCUAAGAAACAACUUACUAUUGCUUUGUCUUCUGCUGAGGCUGUGUAUAGGGGCUUGAGGUUGCUUGUUGCCGAGAUUACUUGGAUUCUCCGGCUACUGGCUGAGCUUGGGGUUUCUUCUCUCACUCCUGUGGACGUGUAUUGUGACAAUCAGGCAGUUGUGCAUAUUGCAAGAAACCCACUGUUUCAUGAGCGUACCAAGCAUAUCGAGGUGAACUGUCAUUUUAUGCGCAGUGCUUUGACUUCUGCCUCCUCUCAGUUGGCUGAUAUUUUUACCAAGUCAUUAGUAGGUGCUCAGCAACAGCUCCUUAUAUCCAAGCUUGGAAUGACCUCCCUUUCCAGCUUGCNNGGUACCCCAAAUGUGUAA